AUGGCAGUAGCUACGUUAGUAGGGUUGAUGUUAUUGGUGAUGUUUGAUGGGUCAUGUGAGGUGCUCGUAAGGAGGUGGCGACAAUGUUGGACUGGUGAUGAUAAUAGUGGUGGCGAUAGUAGGAGUGAUGAUGUUGGUCAUGUUGUUGAUAAGGCGGUGAGGAUGUUGGGUUGGUUAGUUAGGAGAACUCGUAUUGCCCAUUUUGGGCAUGUUUAUGUAUCAGUAAUGAAAAAACUAAGGAAUCAAAGAAUUUAG
This is a messenger RNA of Prunus armeniaca (apricot), 255 nucleotides long. The record is from the annotation of a GenBank genome assembly. Lineage: Eukaryota; Viridiplantae; Streptophyta; Magnoliopsida; Rosales; Rosaceae.